AUGACGUAUCCGGACAUAUCAAUUAUCGAAUCAACACGAUUAGUCGUUCAAAGUGAAGAAAAAGCUGUUCCUUUAUCUCUUCUCGACUGCACCGCCGCCAACUUCUCCAACACCACCGCGAUCUGGCUUUACGAAAAGCCAACCCGACCCGCCCGCAACGAGAAUCUUUUUGGCCGUCACCUGCGCAGAGCAUUAUCCACCACUCUAGAGUCUUAUCCUCAAUGGUGCGGACAUUUGAAGGCUGUCGAGUCCACGGACGGGACUGUCCCACCAGAAGCCCAGCACUUCCCUCCACAUGCACGACGCUUUGGACGCUUGUACGCGCAUUUCGGAACCGAAAAUGAUCCUGGUGUGGAAUUUGUCUAUGCUAAAAGCUCUGUUGCGAUCGAUUCUUUAUAUCCCUCUGACAGAGUCUCCAAGCAACCCGUUUGGCCCUGCAAAUCUACACUGUUCCAACAGUUCAUUCCAUCUGUGCCGAUAGCUCAGCCACUAAAUCAUGUCAUCAAAAAUGAAAACGGUACAUUAUAUCCUCUCCUCGCAGUACAGAUAACCGAAACGACUUGCGGUGGAUUUGUUCUGGCUUUGAACGGUUCGCAUCCUCUCGCUGAUGCUACAACCUUUAUGUCUCUUCUCAAAGACUGGGCUUCCGUCAGCCAAUCUUUACUUAGCGAGGAGUCUCCCAUUCGGCUGGCUCCCAUCUUCGACCCUGCGGUCGUCGAUAAACUCGCCGCCGGAGACAUCAAUGUUGAAUAUCCAGACGAAAGUCUUGUAAAGCAAGCCAAAUCGUUGCCGAUGCACAGAUAUGACUGGUGGGCUCCGGGGUCAGCUCCUCCCUGGCCAUUCAAGAUUCCGAAGCUUUUCGACAAGCCAGACCUCGAGCCAGUAGGUAAUGUCAUGCCUUGGGAAGAUUGGGAUAUCACUUCUCCAGUAUCUAAGUGCGUUGUUCAUUUCAGCAAGGAACAAGUCAACUUUCUAUGGGGCAAGGCAAAGGAGGGUUCAACACAAAAGAUCAGCCAACACGAUGCAGUCUUGGCUCAUAUAUGGUCCUGCAUAGCCCGCGCGCGGCGCUUAGAGAACGACAAAACUCCUUUCCACUGCGACCUCGUCUAUGGCAUCAGGCCAUCCUUUCAGCUAAAUAACAAAUUUGUUGGGUCGCCUAUUGUUAUGACGAACAUCGAAAUUCCUGCAUCACAAGUCUGCGACCGCCCCAACACGACCGACGUAGCCGGUCACGUCCGCGAUACCCUCAAGAUAAUCUCUGAUCGAUCAAACAUAUCCGCCCACCUCCAUGCACUCGCCUACGAGAAGUCUCCUCAGCGAAUAUGGCAAGCAUUUCUGGGUCGCCGUCAUAUAUUGGUAACGACUUGGGCAAGAGCAGGGGUUUACGGGAUCGAUUUCGGGCUUGGUUCUACAUGUGUCUAUACCGAAGGUAUUGUACCAGAGAUGGAUGGGAAUGUGUUAAUCAAGGAAGCGCCUGGUCCCCUUGUAAACUAUUGGACUGAUAACGGUGUCGAUAUAUCAAUCCACCUCAGGACCGAAGACAUGGAACACUUAGUGGGCAGCAGCAACGUUGGCCUCCUAAGUCUAAGUGCACAAGGAUAA
Fusarium poae is the source of this 1602-nucleotide messenger RNA. RefSeq lists its product as uncharacterized. Bases 1 to 1602 code for a protein of 533 amino acids. Lineage: Eukaryota; Fungi; Ascomycota; Sordariomycetes; Hypocreales; Nectriaceae. The record is from RefSeq and is a predicted model, not a curated record. The transcript has a single exon.